Molecule: messenger RNA, 2302 nt
Organism: Phalacrocorax carbo (great cormorant)
Lineage: Eukaryota; Metazoa; Chordata; Aves; Suliformes; Phalacrocoracidae
Source: RefSeq, a predicted model, not a curated record
UGCAGGUUCAUCCCGUCUCCGCCGGCCGAGCGUAUUCUGUCAGCCGACAGCGGUCCGCCCUGCCGGAGGGGUGAAGGGAGGCUGGCGACAUGGAUGUUAACCAGCCCAAGCAGGAGCACUUGCUGGCUCUGAAAGAAACCAAUAUAAUCUGUGGGCUCAUGUUGAAUUUGGUGCAGUGUCCAGGCUGUAAGAAGACAAAAAAGUGAAAAAAGAAGUAAAAAAGGUCCUGUUUUCCACUGAUCUUUGCAGCAUGGGGCAAGGAAAGUCUUGUAAAUAAGAUGUUUCAGUCUAGAUUUGAGUAUCCUGAUCAAGAGGCUGUUCAUAUUCUUAAGAAUAACUGGAUUCCUCCUGUGCAAGCAUGGAAGUAAUCUUGCAUUAUCGACCACAUCAGAGAGAUCUAAUAAAACUGCAGAAAUUUGCAGAAGCAGCAGUGAAAGAGUUUCCCAUUCGUCACUUACCAAGAUUUGCACCCUGGUUUCCAAAUGACUUAUACAGACUUACCCUCAAGCCAAAAAAGCGGCCACCUGUUAUUUCUUGUGAGGAAGCAGAAGAAUUGAAACAGCUUUCUACGCCUUCAGAAUACGUUACAGGAUCUCCUGAUUAUGACUGCACAAAAAAUCUCCUUGAGUUUCAGUCUAACAUGAAAUACGGGCAGACUUUAAUCCAAGCACAAACUGUUCACAGGCCAAUCAACCUGGAGAAUCAAGGAGAAUCACCAUGUAAUGGAAAACAAAAAUUGAAAAGGUCUUGGAGUGUCUCUCUGCCUAACCCUAAGCUUAAAGAAAAGAUUCUUCCUUUAUCUCAAGAACUACAAAAUAAUUUGGAAAGACUAAAACUGCAUGCAUUUUAUAGAGCAAAGUGGGCAAUUGAACAAUCUAAUUGUAAUAAUCAGAAUUUGGAGGACAUCUGGAUAAAAUUGAAUAAACUCAUCAGGCAGAAUGAAUUACCAUAUUGCAAUGCUACUUUCCAAAGAUCUGUAGGACAGAUAUGGAUUUUCUGUGAUAUAUUAUACUGUGAAUAUGUUAGAAAUAUUCUUAGGGAAAAGCUAAGCCUUACUGAUAAAAUGAAUUUGCUUGUCCAUAAAUUUGGAAUUAUAUUUAGUUUAUAACUGUAAAAUAGAAGUUCAUAAUUGUAUGGUAAUAAAAUCGCUGUCUGAAGUACUAGAGCCUUUAAAUAGUUUAGAAUAUACAAACUUUAGAACAAUUUAUAAAAUUAUGAGCAAAAAAUCUACUUAGUAUUACUUUGCUAGAGUUUUUUAACUAUGUUUGUUUAACUUUGUUUUGCCCGGAGACUUAUGAAUGGUUCUAUUAAGGUUAGUAAGUUUCUGUUUGGCUUAGUACUGCAUUUCAUAGCUUUUUUUUCUACCUCAGUAGUCAAAAGGGAAAAAAUGAAAAUAAAAAUUCCAGGCUACUAUUGCAAGCUGUAUCAGACAAUAAAACUUGCUUUCAGUGAAGCAAAGUACAUCCUCACUAUGCUUCUUUGAAACUAGGGGAAAGAAAAAUAUUUUAAAGUGAGUAUAUAAGGAUCUGUAUAUGUAGGAUCUUAUAGACUGCUGUAAGGAUCUGUAAUUAUUUUUGAUACUGAGACUUUCAAGACCUGAUUAUUUCCUGAAAGUAGUGUGUGGAUUUUUUAAAUGAAGGCAUAGCCCUUGCAUGAAAAACAUACUUACUUUCUAUUGCAUGUCUGUGCUGUCUUAGUAACGUUAUCUGUAUUUUCCCAGAAAUAUUAAUGAAAGUUUCAGCGGAAGCAGUGUGCUGAAAAACAACGAACAACUUAGUAUUUGCUGCUUUAUUACUUUAGUAGUAAGAUUUCUUUUCCCCUGGAGUUUCUGGCCUUCUGUCUCUAAUUGUAUUGGGGAACAAGGAAGCACUAACUUCCAGCUACAGGUCAGGAAAUUAAGAAACCAUAUUUCUAUCUGUAAAUUUCUGUUGUCACUAUGGAAGGUCUCUGAGGAUUUGAAUGUGUUUUAUGGUGAUAAAAGGCUGAGUUCAGCAUGACUUCUUGUCACCUGAGAGAAUAAAGUGUUCCAAGGUCAUGCUGUCCCUGCUCAGUGCAAUGUUUGGAAGGUCAGUAGAGCAGUUAAACUGGGGUUGGUAUGACUGCAAGGGUAUGUAUUUCUCUUAGGCACUCUGACUAAUUCCAGCUUUGCUGUAGCUGGAGGUCAUGGUCUGUGGCAUCUGAAAAAGAGGAAAAAUUAGUCACUGGUAUUUGUGGAUUGUUAGAGUAUCAUUAACACUGUUACACUUAUGUGUACUUUUAUUUGAUCAGAGAUCUGCAUGUGUAAAUAAACUAAGUAAAAUCC